Pogona vitticeps (central bearded dragon) is the source of this 6469-nucleotide messenger RNA. NCBI's taxonomy places the organism in Eukaryota, Metazoa, Chordata, Lepidosauria, Squamata, Agamidae. The record is from RefSeq and is a predicted model, not a curated record.
GGGGUCGCCGGCCCUCUCGCAGGUGGGGCGCUUCUCGCUGUGCGUGGAGGUGCUGCUGCUGCUCUACACGGUGAUGCACCUGCCCCUCUACCUGAGCCUCUUCCUGGGGCUCUCCUACUCGGUGCUCUUCGAGGCCGUCGGCUACCACUUCCAGCAGGGCCCGCAGGCGCCCCUAGGGAACCCGAACCCGCUCCCCUGGGAGCUGCUGGGCCGGGCCCUGCUCCACCUCUGCAUCCACGCCACCGGCGUCCACCUCUUCAUCAUGUCCGAGGUCCGCUCCCGCAGCACCUUCCUCAAGGUGGGCCAGUCCAUCAUGCACGGCAAAGACCUGGAGGUGGAGAAGGCCCUGAAGGAGCGGAUGAUCCACUCGGUCAUGCCCAGGGUCAUCGCCGACGACCUGAUGAAGCAGGGGGACGACGAGAGCGAGAACUCGGUGAAGCGCCCCUCCGCCUCCAGCCCCAAGAGCCGGAAGAAGAAGCCCUCCCUCCAGAAGAACCCCAUCGCCUUCCGCCCCUUCAAAAUGCAGCAGAUCGAGCCGGUCAGCAUCCUCUUUGCCGACAUCGUGGGCUUCACCAAGAUGAGCGCCAACAAGUCCGCCCACGCCCUGGUGGGCCUCCUGAACGACCUCUUUGGCCGCUUCGACCGCCUCUGCGAGGACACCAAGUGCGAGAAGGUCAGCACCCUGGGGGACUGCUACUACUGCGUGGCCGGGUGCCCAGAGCCCCGCCAGGACCACGCCUACUGCUGCAUCGAGAUGGGCCUGGGCAUGAUCAAAGCCAUCGAGCAGUUCUGCCAGGAGAAGAAGGAGAUGGUCAACAUGCGGGUCGGCGUCCACACGGGCACCGUCCUGUGUGGCAUCCUGGGCAUGAGGAGGUUUAAGUUUGACGUGUGGUCCAACGAUGUGAAUUUGGCCAACCUGAUGGAGCAGCUGGGCGUGGCGGGCAAGGUCCACAUCUCGGAGGCGACGGCAAAGUACCUGGAUGACCGCUACGAAAUGGAGGACGGGCGGGUGAUGGAGCGCGUCGGCCAGAGCGUGGUUGCGGACCAGCUGAAAGGUUUGAAAACAUACCUGAUCUCUGGGUUGAAAGUGAAGGAGCCCCCCUGUAGCUGCUCACAGGCUCUGCUUCCAGGUCUGGAGGCUGGAGACAGGAGCAAGCUCCACAGCCCCUCCUCCUCCUCCUCCUCCGCAGAGAAGGCGGGCGACUUGGAGAGCGCUCUCAGGCAGCUGGAGAAGAACAAGGCCUUAUGUCCCACGUGUCCUUCAUGCAACAUUACCUUGGCACCCACCUGUGCUGUGAGCAUAGAAGAAGGAGCUGUCCAGAAUGGGUGCCAGGAGGAACAUAAAAACAGUGGAAAGGGCCCUGGAGGAUGCAGCCCAAGGUCCCAGAAUGGACUCCUGGGUCCUCCGCCGGAGGAGAAGCUCAGCAACAGCCAGACGUCCCUCUAUGAAAUGUUGCAGGAAAAAGGGAGGUGGGGAGGCGUCAGCUUGGAUCAGUCGGCGCUUCUGCCCUUGAGGUUCAAAAACAUCCGAGAGAAAACCGAUGCCCACUUUGUGGACGUGAUCAAAGAAGACAGCCUGAUGAAGGACUAUUUUUUUAAGCCACCGAUUAACAAGCUGAGCCUGAACUUCCUGGAUCAGGAUUUAGAGAUGGCCUAUCGGAGCAGCUAUAAAGAAGAGGUCAUCAGAAACGCCCCUGUGAAAACCUUUGCCAGCGCCACCUUUAGCUCCCUGCUGGAUGUCUUUCUGUCCACCACCGUCUUCCUCAUCCUCUCCGUUGCCUGCUUCCUGAAGCCUGGGGUGACUGCCUCCCCUCCGCCCCCGGCUGCUAUCGUGGUGGCGGCGGUCGCCAUCUUCCUUGAGGUGCUCUCUCUGAUUGUCUCCGUCAGAAUGGUCUUCUUCCUGGAGGACGUGAUGGCCUGUACGAAGCGGCUCCUGGAGGCCGUUGCAGGCUGGCUACCACGGCACUUUCUUGGCGCCCUCCUGAUCUCCCUCCCAGCUCUCGCCGUCUUCUCCCACUUCACCUCGGAAUUUGAAACCAACAUCUAUGAUACCAUGUUCAUGUGCUCUGCAGUUCUCAUCACUAUAGUCCAGUAUUGCAACUUCUGUCAGCUGAGCUCCUGGAUGCGGUCCUCUUUGGCCACGCUGGUGGGCGCCGUCCUCAUCAUCUUGCUCUAUGUGCCUCUGUGCCCUGACAGCUUCCUGGAGAGCUCGUACCUGGAUGCAUCGCAAAAUUUCAGCAUCAUGGAAAUCACUAACUUAACACAAAACGUCAGCUUCGGAGACCCCUCCCCUCUUCCAGCUGCACUGAAUUACGGGUCGGCGAGGGAUAGCCCCUGCAACAGGUCUGCCCUGGAGGACGCCAGGAGGCCGGCGGACCUGAUCGGCCAGGAAGUGAUCUUGGGCUUCUUCCUUUUGCUCCUUCUGGUUUGGUUCUUAAACCGGGAGCUAGAGGUGAGUUAUCGCCUCCAUUACCACGGAGACGUGGAAGCCGACCUUCACCGCAACAAGAUCCAGAGCAUGAGAGACCAGGCGGACUGGCUGCUGCGGAAUAUCAUCCCGUACCACGUGGCGGAGCAGCUGAAAGUGUCCCAGAGCUACUCCAAGAACCACGACAGCGGAGGCGUCAUCUUCGCCAGCAUCGUCAACUUCAGCGAGUUCUACGAGGAGAACUACGAAGGCGGCAAGGAGUGUUACCGCGUCCUGAACGAACUGAUUGGGGACUUUGACGAGCUGCUGAGCAAGCCGGACUACAGCAGCAUCGAGAAGAUCAAGACCAUCGGGGCCACGUACAUGGCCGCCUCGGGGCUGAACGCCUCCCAGUGCCAGGACAGCCACAACCCCCACGGCCACCUGCAGACCCUCUUCGAGUUCGCCAAGGAGAUGAUGCGGGUGGUCGACGACUUCAACAACAACAUGCUGUGGUUCAACUUCAAGCUGCGGAUCGGCUUCAACCACGGGCCCCUGACCGCCGGGGUCAUCGGCACCACCAAGCUCCUGUACGACAUCUGGGGAGACACGGUGAACAUCGCCAGCCGGAUGGACACCACCGGCGUGGAGUGCCGGAUCCAGGUGAGCGAAGAAAGCUACCGCAUCCUCAGCAAAAUGGGGUACGACUUUGAUUACAGGGGGACGGUCAACGUGAAGGGCAAAGGUCAGAUGAAGACCUUCCUGUACCCCAAGUGCACAGACAACGGGAUCGUCCCUCACCACCAGUUGUCCAUCUCCCCCGACAUCCGUGUCCAAGUGGACGGCAGCAUUGGGCGGUCUCCCACGGACGAGAUCACCAACCUGGUGCCUUCUGUACAGAACUCAGACAAGACGGGCCCCGUCUCUGCCCAGAACUCGGAGCUCAAGGACGGGCUUCUCUGUUUCAAGAAGCCCUCCAAAGAGCCGAGACAAUCCGACGAGAGGCAUCGGUUUGGUAAGACUGCUGAGCAGAAGGACUGCGAAGAAGCCGAUCUGGAGGAAGCCAGUGAACUGACGAAGCUGAACAGCUCCAGGAGCCUAUGAUGGCCUGGCGGGGAGAAGGGAGAUCUGUGGUGCUCUGCUUUCCAAGAAUGCGGGCCCUGUUCGUCACCGGCUGUGUUCUCCUGGAGGAGGGGGCCGGGGAGGGGGGAGAGAGAGCGGCAGCGGGAUCGGUGGGGGCCCCUGUUUUCAUCUUGGUGUCCGAACCAGUGCGGAUCACAGCCAUGCAGGACUCCUGCCCCUCUCUUAGGCCUCCCUUGAGACAGCCUCUCAGCUGAGAGGAGACAUCAAGUGCCUUCAGAUAGACUCUGCUGGACUCCUUGUCGAGCGACAGAGGCACAAAGUCGGCUCGCAGGCUGGGAGUCUCUGCACGCUCAAGGGACGACCCCCACGGUUAUUUUGACCCUUUUUUUAUGCCUCGUCACCAACACUACUCUUCUGGUUUUUAUUUUCGCGACCGCAGCUCCUUUGUAAGUAAACACAGACAAAUGCACGUUUGCCUGCCUUCUGUGACUCUGACACAGCGAAGGGCCCGGGAACGAAGAUCGGUGCAAGGCAGUCGUGGUCGCCCUUACGACAGGAAAGGGCCUCUGAGGAAGGGGAUGGACGCGGAGGAAGAGGCUGCGAUGCUUCCUCGGCUCAGCGGCUGCCAGAAAAGGCAGUCGGACUGCGCUGUGCGGCCGCCCUCGGGUUGCCAUGGCAGGCCCUGGGCAUGUGGCCGGCUGAUCCCUUCCUUCCUCAGGCCUGCCUUGAGCGGGGCUUGGUGCUGGCCAGCCAGUGAUCCAGCGGGGAAAGCCAAGCCUCGUGGGGGGGGUGGGGGGUGGUUUCCUGCUGGAGGGCUCCGUCAGGAAGCGGUUCUCUCUAUAAUUUGCCUGACCCGAGAGGGCUUUCUCACUGCUGCUGCCGCCGCUGCAACCUUUCCUCCUCCUCCCUCCACUACCUUGUUUCUGUGGGGACAGUAGAGGUGGAAAGGACGGGGGCCUAGCUUAAGCCACAUGUCCGCUGAGCCUUUCAGGGCACCCUCCAUCCAGCCGAUCCCUUGGUGGAGGGAGAAGGGAUGCUGACGGUGCUCAGAACGAUGCAGAGUCUGGGGUGCCGCCUUGACCCUCGUCAGGAGUCUAGGAGAGACGGGUAGGAUCAGGGCUGGGAAUGGCCUCACAGGGCUUGAUGGGGUGUGUGUGUGUGUGUGUGUGUGUGUGUGUUUCAGGUGGCUUGCCCAUCAGAGGAAGGCGUCUUUUGAGAAGGAAGUGGUGCCCCUUUCACCCUAAAUUUAUUUGGUUUGUCCUCCUGACAGUGCCCUACUUUCUUGGAUCCUAUAGAACCCAAUAAAUGGCUCGUUUACAACCUCAUACGCCCUGCGGACCUGAAGAGAGGGAUGGGGAGGUUUUCUACCUUUUUAUUUUAUUUUAAUAAGCUUAGAAAGGGUCAGAGCAUUUUAGAAUCUGUUUAAGAGGCUGGGUGGGAGUGUCCCUGCUUCAGAAGGGUUGUCCCUUCCCCCCCCCCCGUGCUCUUCUUUUGAGUAGAAGCAGACUUCUUUGGAACAGAAGUGAAUUGGAUUCUGGAGCACUGGUGGCCCUGAAGGGCCUUCCUUUCUUUGCCUCUCCCUGGCCUUCACCCCCCCCCACCGGUCCCUGUUGGUCAGUGCCGUGUGUGAAAUACGCCUCUUUUGAGAGAGCUCCAGGUAGGAUGAGGGUUAGGGUGGAAGAGGGUGGUGGGUUUCCAGCUCAGUCCUCACCCACCACCACGUCAUCUUGCCAAGGGAACAGGGCGGCCUGCAUGCUUCCCAACCUUGAUGCCAAGGGCACCCCUGUCUUGCUUUCUUCAGUCCCAAGUACUGUACUAGCCUUCACUGUGGCUGCAAUCCUAAGCACAUCGACUAGGAAUUACCUCCAGUGUACACGAUGGACUUAACUUCUGAAUAAAGACGUACGGAAGGAGGUAGUUCUCUUCUUCCUUUUCUCUCUCUCUCUCUCUCUCUCUCUGUGCGUGUGUGUGUGUGGGUGGGUGUGCGUGCGUGGGUGGGUGUGUUCUCCCGCCUCCCUACCCAAGUUGGGCUUCCAGGCAGGUUGGUGUCCUUUGACAACACCUCUUGCCUUCUAAUAGAUGCUGUGUCUUCACGGGGUGCCGCCUCCACCGUGGCCUUCUGGCAAGUCUGGGCAGCCCUUGGCCGGAGCUCCCGGCUGUGAGACAAGGCGGCCCCUGGUGAGCCGCCGCCUCCUCGGUGAGAGAGGUCUUUUCCUUCCCGACUCUUCUUGAUUGAGCACAGCGGGACAGCCCCGUAGAUCUGGCCCAGGGACGAGCGAGCCGAGGGCGGGCGGGGGCCGGCCGGCUUGGCGGCUGCCCCGCUUUGAUGGCCUCUGUUGGGGAAGCGGCUGGCUUGAGUUCCAGCAGCUGCACAAAAGGAGCAGCGACAGUGCCUGUCUUGUGGAGGUGGUGACUCAGAUGAUUCCUCUUUGGUGUCAAAAUGCCUCAAGAUAGUUCUUGUAAAAUUUUUGAUUUGUGUCAGGAGGGGGGCUGGCAACGGGUGGCUCGUGGGCCUUACUUGCUAACGAACAGGGGACAUCUCUGAUCUCGGAACGGAUGCACGCUCCUGCCCCAUAUGGCACUGACUGCCUUCUGUAUUGGAGCAGCGGGCAGAUGGAAAGCGCCUCCAGCCCCCCCCCCAAAAAAAAUCUGGGCUGAGGCAACAGCCCUGUGUUCCAGAGGGCUCUGAGCGGAAUGGCAGGGCACCCUUAAGCACAGGCUUUCUUGAGCCCUAUGCGAUGGCGUUGUGCCAUGGGGUGUAUUGGAUCUUGUUGCGUCUCCUUGGGCCGGGGGAAGGAGGUGUCGGGCAAAGAAUUUAUGCUCUGUUUGGUGGGAUCUCUGUAGCCGUUCUCUGCCGGGCUGAGCCCAGAAGCCGCCACUGGAUUUCCACCAGUUGGAAACAUUCCACAGAGAAAUUUAAAUACGGGAAGGUUGUAGUCUGUCAGCCCGUUGAGGAAUAAAGGUGAACCUUUGAAACUU